AUGGAGGAAGAAAAGCUGAAUCAGCCGGAGAAGGCGGUGGAGCCUAGCGGAGGCGGAGGUGGUGGAGGAGGAGGAGGCUGGGGUGGAUGGGGUUUCUCCUCAUUGUCUGUAUUUUCAGACCUCCAGAAGGCGGCGGAAGAAAUCUCUCGGAGUGUGCGUUUUUUUCAUCAUCAUCCAUUUUUUUUCUUGUUUUUUCCUCUUCUGUUUGCUUAAAGUGUGUUCAUUUGGGUGUUUCCAGUCUGUAGUCUAGGGUUAAGAGUUGAAGCUUCUAGGAGGCCUCGUGUCUUAUCUUCCCCCUUUACAUUUCCGGGGUCCCAAAAAUCGUAUCCCGGUGCUCGAAAUGAUGAAGGUUUUAAUUUGUUCAUUUGUGUGUUUCCAAUCUCUACCCUAGGUUUAGGAGUGCCCGCUCAUUAGGGGCUUCGUGUCUCAUAGAAAUUUCCUUAUUUCAUUGCCGGAGUCCUAAGCAAUUGCAUUUUAAUGCAGAAAUGGUGGAGAUCUGAACGUUUUCGUUUAUGGAUUUACGAUUCUCAUGUCUUAUGCUGCUUGUAAAAAAUGGAUUUUUUGAUUGGAAUUGAGCUUUCUCAUUGAUUGACUGUCGUGUCGCAUCAGGCUGUUGAGGUUGCCAAGAGUGCAGCUAAAGGUAUCUCGGAAUUGCAAACUGUUCCUGAGUCAGAGUCUGUUGAGGAAGAAGGUUCCUCUGAGAAGGUUUCUGGCGAGGUGAAAACAGAGGAGGACGAACGUGAUAGGAUGCGCAAGUCUGCUCUUGAUCGCCUGGAGAAAGCAAGUGAUGAUACACUACUUGGUCAGGUGAGUAAAAUGUGCAGUAGGUCACAGAUGGUCUCGGUGUAUGUGUCCUUUCAUCCUUGCACUGUGAUGCGGUUCUAUUAUUGGUUAUUAUCUUUUCGUACCCAUGAGAUUAGGUUCUAAUCAGCAGGCCAAAUACCGGAUAUAUGCCUAUGCAUAAUCAGCCACAGUCAAGGUUGCUAAAGCCAUGUUGCAAGACUUAUUUUGGCUUAUUUUUUCCUGCUAUUUUUACAACCUGGUAAUUACCUUGUGCAGGGACUGAAGGUCCUUGAUAAUUCCAUGGAAAGCCUUGCAUCUGGUGCGUGGAAUGUACUUGGUAAUGCUUGGAAAGGGGGCUCAACCUUGGUGCAAAGGUAUGGUUUUCACCACUUAACAGAUGCUUAAGUAUUUUUAUUAUGCCCUCUGGUUCACUUUGUUUGAAGAAUGAUUAUUAUAUUAUUUGAUCUUAUGCUUAUCUACCUAAACAAAAGUAAGCACCUUCUUGGAGAACGGGGGGGGGAGGUGUGUGAAAUUGUAAGUUGUUAACUAUUUAUUGCGCUCGCAAUUUCAUGAUAUUCCAUGAAUGCUUUGUUCAUUAUUUGGUCCUACAUCGGCUCAAUUAAUAAAAAAAAUUCAUCUAUAGAGGUGAUAAGGGGUUUGUGUGAAACAGUAACCCAUCAAAGAAUCCUAUAUUUCGUUAACAUCAAAGACUCCUAAACUGGUAGCUUUGUUUAUUGUACCAAAGUGCUUUCCAAAGUACUGGUCGAAAUUCCACUACUGUCGAAUAUGACAAGUUGAUUUUGAUAUUUUGUGCUUUAGUUUUAGGAAUCAACGUUGGUUUUAGACUGGUAAAAAUACGAACUAAUCCACUGUUUUGAAUAUGAAGUCUGAACCAUUAAGCCAAAACUUGAGUUGUGUGUAGAGAUUACUCUUUUUCCUUUUGCUUGCUUGACCAUCUGCUAUUAAAAAAUAGCUUUAUGCUUGUAGAAGAGUUGUUGGCAAUUAUCAGCAUUAAUUUCACUGCUCAAUAAUCUAACCCACCGGCUCACACUGAGAGUCGAACUUGAGGACGCCUUUUAAUCCAACUUCGAAAUCAGGUCUUUGCCACUUCGUGAAAUUCAAGAUGAGUGCCGAUCAGUGUCUUUCUAAAAGCUCAUGUGGUUACAGCCCCUAUGAAGUUUCAACUCCAGACUUGUAAGACCUCAGGCCACACCUCGCUACAAUACUCAUAGGGGCGUCAUGCAUGAGCACCUUCCUGUAGCAAGUAACCAUAUACCAGAUGCCAUUAUGUUGUUGCCAUCUCGAUUUUCGUUUAGAGCUUGAUGUUUGAAAUUUAUGUUGCAUAUUACAUUAUGGAUGGCUAUGUACUUCAGAUUUAAGUUCUACUGUCGUUUAGAAUUUUGAAUUUUUUGAUUCCGAAGCUUUCUCUUUUGAUAGGAUAGAUUCUCAAGUUUAUAGACAUUUUAUGUAUGUUUAAUAUUGCACAUUGCAGAUUAGAGCAUUCUGCUGUAAAUAUAGCAGAUUCUAUAGGCGACCUGCCAGCAAAUGCUAGUUCUCUUGCUCCGAUUAUAGAGGUAUGUAUUUCGAUCAGCAUUUAGAUAUAUUGUGAAUUGUAGAGCCUUCAAUUGCCGUUGUUUUUUAUAACAGUCGGGAAAGACAUUCACUGCAAAGGGCUUUCAAGUUUUGGAACGGGUGGGGAAAGAAACCAUGGAACUCCUUAUUUCAGAGACAGGUCUUGAUACUGAAAAGGAUCCACGUGAGACUGAUCAACUAGUAGAUGAGCAGUUUGAGGAGGUCACAUUCGACAGAUGCUUCUAUAUUUAUGGCGGUCCAGAGUAUCUGGAGGUUUUACUCUUUCUUCUUUCAAUUUACAUCCGUCUUACGCGAUCAAGUAUGGAAUCUAAGACUUUUGAAAUUAUUCUGGAAUCAGGAAUUGGAGGCUCUAUCAAACCACUACGCUUUGCUGUUUAACCGCAAGAAAGCAAAAUUAUUGUCUGAACAAAAGUCACUCUAUGAUAGCAAACUUAAACAGAUACAGCAGACUUUUAGGUUGGAUACUGAAAUUGAGGAAAGUGUGGAUGCCGAGAAAGGGAAGAAAAUUGAAAACACAGAGAAUGGAAAUAGCAAUGAGAUGAAGGACUUGCGUGAUUCUAGCGUCAGCAGGGCCGCUGAGGUGGCUGCGGGGUAAUACCAUAUACUCUUCAACGGUUUUAUUUAACAAUUAAAGAGUCAUUAUGUUAUUAGUUAGCAUAUCUUCAUGAUGAUCGUGUAGGGUGCUUCAUUGUCAGUAUUUUAUGGUGUAUAUUCCUGCUGUUAAUCAUGCUUCAGAUAAGUUGUGCUGUUUGGGCAUAAAAUCUUCAUGGCAUCUGUUUUGCUGUCCAAUGUGCUGUAGUAGAUUUUUUCUCUUUCUAGUUUAUGUCACACUGUUUCCAUGCGACUUUAGGAUGCAACUAAAGAUUGAUGUUUAUCAGGUUUACUGCUACCCUUGGGGGCCUUGCUACAAAUGAAAUAAUUCAAAAGACUGCUGAUAGACUUGAGACGAUCCACUCAGAGGGCGUUCAUGUAUGUAAAUUGAUGUAAACAUUGUUUUUACUGCUCAUAUUUUUCGAUGUCUGUGCGUGGUAUCUUUGGGUAGGAUCGAGGGUCUGAUUUGAUUAGGAUAAUGAUGACAGGGAAUACGAUUCUAGGUUUAGUACAUGAAUGACCUUGUGAAGGCAACCUAAUUUCAUAGUUUUUUUUUUGGUUUGUCAUACAGAGGCUCUCAGAACUCUGCUGCUUUGCUGUAUCUCAACUUUUGACGCUGGGCAAGUCCGUGAUCUCCAAUGGCAAUAAUUCACCAGACAAAGAGCAGGAGGACGCCGUCAACAUAGACUGGCCCGAGGAUUCUGUGUUGAAAGCGAAAAUCAUCAGGUCCAGGGCACAAUCAAUGACUGGAGACGUGGAGGCAGUUUCCAAGAGUUUUAUCACAGGUGCGUUUGGCGAACUAUCGGUUCCUAUGUGGAAAACUUGUCGCAUCAUUCUCGUCUGAGCUUUCAUUUGCAGCCUCUGUCAAUCUCUUACUGCUAGAUGAGAAGAAAAAGGCUAUUUAUUUUUUUAUUUUCUCAUCUUUAAUAUGCCUGUUUUUUUUCUUUGUUGGGUGAAGUUGUUUGGUUGCAUUUUCUCUGAUAAAAUAAGACUAGAAAUAACUCUUGCAAGUAUUUUUUUUGCUUUUUAAAUCCGAAUUACAUGAAAUUUAUCUGAAGAAGUCCAGUCCAUGUGUUUUACUAUACAAGGAACUUUCUCGAGUCAAAUGCUAAGCAGCAACCUCCUAAAACUCUUAUAGGUAUCCAUCUUGAUAAAAAAUUAACAUUGGUCUGAGAAAAAAAUAUGCAGCAAGAAUUGGUUUAUUCUUGAGCAAAAUGCACUGUGCAUUAUGCAUUUACUGAUAUGAGCGUGGGUAUUAGUGAUGGAAGCUGGGAUCGGAGAAGAACGAUCUGUUGGGAGUGGAAACUAAUAGCUUUGUCCGAAUUAUAAUAUAUUGAGUUACUGCGACAUAAAAUAAUGAGUUACACGCUUGGAGUUGCUCAUGGGUUACUUUAUUUUUGCCGUCAUAAAGAGUAAAUUGGAGUGAGAAUUUUUAGUUUCGUCGCGAAAUAAUUAUUAGAAAAACACAUCAGGUCAUAUUAUGCCUAUACAUUAUCAAGAAAAAUUGAGGUCAUGGACAAUCCGUGAGUUAUGGAAGAAGCACGGCUGCAAGGCUAUAUCUGUUCAUUGAGGAUGUGGUUUCAUAGAAGUCUUUAGCUUAAUGUUGCAGGCUAAUUUUUAUGUGCGAAAGAGAGGAGUGAUGGGUCACGGAAGCACAUAAGAACCCAGUUGACUCGCCCAAUUUCACGGCAAGUCAACUGGGUUGCUCCCAAGGCUGACUAAACUGAAGUAUUCAUCUCUCAUAGAAACUCACAUGCACCUGAUGCACAAGACUUGGUCUGUCCUGCAUGGCGCCUUCAAUACAUUAGGAAUUACUCUGGAUCAUUUUUCUGAUAUUUCCUGGCCGCUGCGCUCUCAGGUAUCUCGGACAUAAUUGAAGCCUGCCUGGCGGCGACAAAAGGCGCUGCGGCGGACGCUAGCGACGCCGCCGAUGAGCCGGCGGCGGUCCAGGAGAAAGCCCAGGCGGUCUCCGAGCUCCUCCGCGCCGGCCAGAGCAGCGCCUUGGACAAGAUCCAGGACGCCCUCCAGUACCUGGCUUACGUGGUCCUCUCCACUUCCAUGCCCGCCGCUUGA
This is a messenger RNA of Spirodela intermedia, 5040 nucleotides long. The record is from the annotation of a GenBank genome assembly. Lineage: Eukaryota; Viridiplantae; Streptophyta; Magnoliopsida; Alismatales; Araceae.